Eremomyces bilateralis CBS 781.70 is the source of this 510-nucleotide messenger RNA. RefSeq lists its product as uncharacterized. The transcript has 2 exons. Bases 1 to 510 code for a protein of 169 amino acids. Lineage: Eukaryota; Fungi; Ascomycota; Dothideomycetes; Eremomycetales; Eremomycetaceae. The record is from RefSeq and is a predicted model, not a curated record.
AUGAAGCCAAGUCUGUUCCCGCUGAUCACCACGAUCUUCGCCCUAGCGCUGGCACAAGUUCCACCAGAUGCACAGUGCGCCAAAGACGGAAGCGUAGCGGCUUUCGCCGGGACUCGGGAAUCGGCGAACGUUGCCCAGAAGUUCUUCACGACGGCCUACACUGAUGCUGGGACAUUGUCCUUCCAUGCCGGAAACGCGAGCCAUCAGCUCGGUCUUUCAGGCAAGCUUGGCUCGGGGAUGCUGGAGCUGGUCGACCUAGUCAAUCCGACGGGCAAAACGAUCAAACCGGACAAUCCUACCAUGUGGAGUGUCUUCACAGUCGGGCAAGGUGGUGUACUUGGUAUCAAAGAUGGUACCGAAAACACACUGAAGGAUAGGACUUGGGUUGCUUGGUUGGAGACAGAUGGAACGUAUCAUGUCGGACUCUGGGAUGGGGUGACGAAGCAACCGAGGACAACUUCGAAUGUCCAGGUGAUCGCAGAGAGGGCGCAAGCUCCAUUAGGCUCGUGA